AUCUUCCACACCUUCCAAUGUGCUAUCAUCGAAAACCAUGGCUUGCAGAAACACAGUGUCCAUUGUUUCAAGCAUGCAAAUACAGAAACUUCAUAGUAUAGAAAAACAAAGUCCUCCUCCAGAAAGGAUCUCUACUUAUAAACCGAACAUUUGGAAAUAUGAUCAUCUGCUUUCUCUUACAAGUCAAUACUCUGAAAAGAAGUACAAAGUUGAAGCAGUGAAGCUAAAAGAGGAAGUGAGUUGCAAGUUUACAGAGAGUGUUAGUCCAGUGGGGCAGCUAGAGCUUAUUGACAGAAUUGACAAACUUGGCCUAAGUGGUUCCUUUGAGGUUGAAACAAAGGAAGCUUUGGAAAAUACAAUUCUGGACUCCAUGAAAAGUAAUUCCAGCUCAAAGAAGGAGGAGGAUCUGUAUGCUACUGCAUUGUGCUUCAGGCUUCUUAGGGAACAUGGCUACCAUGCUUCACAAGAUAUGUUAAAGGACUUUUUCGAUGGGAAAGGGAAAUUACCUUCAGAUAUAAACACAUUAGUGGAGCUUUUGGAAGGGUCACAUCUGAGCAUGGAUGGUGAAAACUUACUAAACGACAUAAGAUUGUUCUCUACCAAAAACCUUAAAAAUUUGUCCACAUCAUCAGAUAUUAACAGAUUAACUAAUAAUCCCUUGGCAUGGAGAGUGAGAUGGUACGAUGUCAGAAGACACAUUAUUAGUGCUCAAAAUUGCAAAAACACAAAUCCAAUGUUGCUCCAAUUAGCUAAACUUAACUUCAACAUUAUUCAAGCCACCCACCAAAACGAUCUCAAAGAUGUUAUAAGAUGGUGGAGGAAUCUUUGCAUAGUUGAAGAUUUAGACUUUACUAGGGACAGGAUAGUAGAAAGCUUCUUUUUUGCUGCAGGAAUUGCCUCUGAGGCUCAACAUGGAAGCAUGAGAAAAUGGCUCACCAAAGUGAUUCAAUUGAUUUUAAUAAUAGAUGACGUUUAUGAUAUUUAUGGUUCAUUAACCGAGGUGCAACAAUUCACCCGUGCCAUAGAGAAGUGGGAUCCAAAAGAGGUACAAAAGCUGCCAACGUGUAUACAGAUAUGUUUUAGAGCAUUGCAUGAUACAAUGGAAGAGAUAUCUAUUGAAAUACAACGACAAAAUGAUGGCCCUCCAACAUUACCUCAUCUGAAACAAGAGUGGAUCAACUUCUGCAAAGCCUUGCUGGUGGAAGCAACAUGGUACCAUAAAGGUCAUAUACCAACACUUGAAGAGUAUCUUGAUAAUGGGUGGACUUCUUCCUAAGGCCAAUUGCUUUCCUUUCAUGUGAUUUUUGGUCUCACAAAUUAUAAAACAACAAAUGAAACCCUUGAUUUAUGCAAAAAUUGCCAAGAAAUUAUUUACCAUACUUCGGUUAUAAUUCGACUAUGCAAUGACCAAGGUACCUCAACGGCGGAACUAGAGAGAGGUGAUGUUGCUUCAUCAAUUAUAUGUUACAUGCAAGAAGAAAAUGUCUCCGAGGAUGUAGCUCGAGAGCAUAUCGAAAGCAUAAUUUUGAAUUCGUGGAAGAAGAUUAAUUAUCAUUUUAAUACCCUUUCUACAUCACAUCAAAAAAUUGUUAAGCAUGUAAUAAAUGAAGCACGAAUGGCACAUGUCAUGUAUCAUUCAGGAGAUGGAUUUGGGGUUCAAGAUGGUGAAACGCAAGAUCAGGUCCUGAUCAACUUGGUUGAGCCUCUUAUAUAAAAAAAGACAAACAGUGCACUAAAACUUCUGUUAUGCUGGGUUCGAAGAAGGGCUGAAGCAUAAGAAUCUGCUGCGCGCAGUUAUCCCACAUUUCUGCAAUAACCUCUUAUAUAAUGUCAGAAAUAAUCAUAUUCUAGUUUUCUAUAAUCUGCAACAUAUAGAAACAGGAAAGAUAGGAACUUCCGUGAAAUAAGAUCUCACGACAAGGUUUCUAUACAAAAAAAGCAAAUCCAUAAAUUAAACUUGAUGGAUUCAGUUCAAUCAAUAAGGUUUUUGGCACUAGCUCA
This is a messenger RNA of Capsicum annuum, 2001 nucleotides long. RefSeq names its product alpha-farnesene synthase. NCBI's taxonomy places the organism in Eukaryota, Viridiplantae, Streptophyta, Magnoliopsida, Solanales, Solanaceae. Gene Ontology annotation, molecular function: magnesium ion binding; terpene synthase activity. The record is from RefSeq and is a predicted model, not a curated record.